AUCUUUCCAACCGGUCAUUCUUCCAGCAGAUUGAGUGGAUUGGCCCGAUUUAUGGGCAGCACAUAUCCACGGUGAAUGAUUGGCCCCAAAAUCUCACACGCUUGUAACGCUAACACGCGUGCUUGGAUUCACACUACAAAGCUGGCGCGAGUUGCUGCUGCGCCAUAUUCGUCUUUUCAGAGAGAGAGAGAGAGAGAUUGAAAAGCAUGCCCCCACCUAAUGCAGCUUCGGUCCUCAACAUUCUCCCUCCUCGUUUCAAGCCCUUCUCUAAAUCCCUCCUUUAUUCCUUCUCCGUCCCUCGAAAUCGCACUUCUAUCUCUCUCCUUCGCUGCUUCUCUCUCUAUCAAAAUCCCAUCCAAAGCCCUUCUUCCCCUCCACCACGAGCAGAGAAAGCCCUAGGCCGGUCAGGAGCUCUAUCCCCAUCUCCCUCUGCAGUCGAAAAUCCGACAGUUGUCGAUGUCAAUCCUCCGAGGGGGACGAGGGAUUUCCCUCCGGAGGAGAUGCGCCUCCAAAGCUGGCUCUUUCAGAACUUCAGAGAGGUUUCACGGUUGUUUGCAUUCGAAGAGGUUGAUUUUCCAGUCCUUGAAUCUGAAGCACUAUUUGUUAGAAAAGCAGGGGAUGAGAUCACAGAACAGUUGUACAGUUUCGAGGAUAAGGGAGGCCGUCGUGUUGCCUUGAGGCCUGAGCUUACUCCGUCUCUCGCCCGGCUUGUGAUACAAAAGGGGAAGUCCGUUUCUCUUCCAUUAAAAUGGUUUGCUAUAGGACAGUGCUGGCGUUAUGAGCGGACAACGAGAGGACGGCGCCGGGAGCACUAUCAAUGGAAUAUGGAUAUUAUUGGUGUUUCUGGGGUUCUGGCUGAAGCAGAACUUAUUUUUUCAAUUGUUACCUUAUUUAAGCGACUUGGGCUCACAGCGUCGGAUGUAGGGUUCAAAGUUUCUAGCCGAAAGGUUCUACAAGCAGUAUUGCAGCGCUAUUCUAUACCUGAAGACAAAUUUGGCGAAGUUUGUGUCAUUAUUGACAAGAUGGAAAAGAUUCCCAUGGAGGAGAUCGAGAAGAAACUAAUUGACAUUCCGAUAUCAUUAGAAGCUAUAAAGGGACUAUUGCAAGUUCUGUCCAUUAAAUCAUUGUCAAAGUUGGAAGAGUUGCUGGGAGCUGCUGGGGAUGCAGUUGCUGAUUUGAAACAACUCUUUUCUCUUGCUGAACAAUAUGGAUAUUCUCAAUGGAUUCAGUUUGAUGCAUCUGUUGUCCGUGGUCUUUCCUACUAUACAGGGAUUGUUUUUGAGGGAUUUGAUAGGCAAGGAAACUUACGAGCCAUUUGUGGUGGUGGAAGAUAUGACCGAUUGCUCUCUACAUUUGGAGGCGAUGAUAUUCCAGCUUGUGGUUUUGGAUUUGGAGAUGCUGUCAUUGUGGAAUUACUUAAAGAUAGAGGGCUUUUGCCGGAGCUAACACCCCAAGUAGACAACAUCGUAUUCCCGUUGGGCGAGGAUCUCCAAGGACCAGCUGCCAUGAUCGCGUCCAAGCUCAGACAGAAGGGCCAAAGUGUUGACCUUGUAUUAGAAACCAAGCGCCUCAAAUGGGUGUUUAAGCAUGCUGAGCGAAUCAAUGCAAGCAGACUGAUCUUGGUGGGGGAGUCCGAGUGGCAGCAAGGUAUGGUUCGCGUAAAGAAUCUCUCCACUAGAGAAGAGCAUGACCUCAAACUCGAGGAACUAGACUGAGAGAAUCAUCGUUCCAUGUGGGUUGAUUUCAUAUCUGAACAGUGGUUGGUAGUUCUGGUAUCAGAGGUGGUCUGUUCAAUGAGGUGAAAGCAACUUCUCUUUCCUAUUUCAGCUGGAGUGCAAGCCUGUUAGCUACAUCUUGAACCUGCAAGGCUGCAACAGAAUUUCUUGAUUUGAUACGCUAAUGUCAGUGUUAUUCUCGUUUUUCUUUUCUUUUCAUAGAAACAUUACUUCAGAAUGGAUUGGUUUAUUUCCUAUCAAAUUGUAUUUUGGUCAACAUUUUGAGUUGUAAUUUUAAUAUAUUUUAAAAAUUGGAUUCUCUCCA
Messenger RNA from Magnolia sinica, 2040 nucleotides. RefSeq names its product histidine--tRNA ligase, chloroplastic/mitochondrial. Gene Ontology annotation, cellular component: cytoplasm. Gene Ontology annotation, molecular function: ATP binding; histidine-tRNA ligase activity. NCBI's taxonomy places the organism in Eukaryota, Viridiplantae, Streptophyta, Magnoliopsida, Magnoliales, Magnoliaceae. Bases 207 to 1715 code for a protein of 502 amino acids. The transcript has 13 exons. Gene Ontology annotation, biological process: histidyl-tRNA aminoacylation. The record is from RefSeq and is a predicted model, not a curated record.